Messenger RNA from Uncinocarpus reesii 1704, 1419 nucleotides. RefSeq names its product mitochondrial import inner membrane translocase subunit TIM50. Gene Ontology annotation, molecular function: phosphoprotein phosphatase activity. The record is from RefSeq and is a predicted model, not a curated record. The transcript has 2 exons. NCBI's taxonomy places the organism in Eukaryota, Fungi, Ascomycota, Eurotiomycetes, Onygenales, Onygenaceae. Bases 1 to 1419 code for a protein of 472 amino acids.
AUGCCCCCGUCGGCUCCAUCGUCCAGUUCUCACUCGAACCCCGCUCAGAAGCCUCGUGUCAUCAAACCGCAAAACACUUCCCAACCCAAGGAAUUUUCUGAGGAACAAACGGAAUUUGAAUCAAAGCCCGAAUCGCAACAUAACGGCGCUCCGCAGUCUACCGGCGCCGGAGCUGGUGUAAGCCAUGCGCAGACGGGGCCGCCUGGAGGUCGCGCAAAAUCUCCCGGAUUUUCAGACAGCCAAACGGAAUUCGAGACGGCGAACCGUACCCCGAGAGAUGCCGCAGAAUCGGAACCCGUACAACCACAACAACCCCUUCCCGAUCUGACACAAGGUAUCCCGUCUACUAUCGCUGCAGAACUGGCCGCCAAGUCGAAACGUCGGAAGUCCACUGGGCUAAACCUUACAGAAGACCCGGAAAAAGAGGGCGCAGCUGGUGAUGAGGGCAGUGGCGGCGGUGGUGACAUCCCUAAGAAUGCCUAUGUUUCGUCGCUUGAACGCCGUCGCAACAGAAUGGCCAAUUUGACAUAUGCGGUUCUACUUGGCUUAGGCACGGCUGGGACGAUGUACCUGGGCCGAAACUGGGAUACGGAAGCAGAAGAAAAGGCUCAUCCAAAUGCUCCAUCGGGAUGGGGAUUCGGUCUUUUCUUCAAUCGCAUCAAAGCCCGUUUUGAUGACCUGACGAGUUAUUAUAAAGACCCAGCCUUUGAGAAACUUCUGCCGGAAGAGGACCCUGCAAUAAGACAGCCCUACACAUUAGUACUAAGCUUGGAAGAUCUUCUCGUCCACACCGACUGGACUCGAGAGCAAGCCCUAUUUGAUCUUUCCUAUCUCAACCGUGACCUUUCCAAGGUCAUCAUAAUCGACACCCAUGAACCCCAUACAAAACGCCAACCCGAGAACGCCAUCAUCCUCCCCAAGUGGAACGGUGACCCGAAAGAUAUGUCCCUCGUUGCUCUCAUUCCCUUCCUCGAAUACGUCGCCGGAAUGGGCAUUGAGGAUGUCAGAACGGUCCUGAAAGGAUUCGAAGGCACCUACAUCCCCGCUGAAUUCGCCCGAAGGGAAAAGGCGAUGCGUGAGAAAUUCGAGAAGCAGUUAGCCGAAGAACGCGCCAAGCGGCCCAAGCACAGCGUUGGUGCUAUUGCUUCGCUUUUCGGUAUUAAGCCGAUGGGAAAUGCUAUCGACGGGCUGGAUCACAGUACCACUGAAGGCCUAGAGCAGGGCAAGAUGCUGUGGGAUCAAAUCCGAGAACGAGGACAGAAGCAGUAUCAGUUGAUCGAAAAGGGAAUCCAAGAAAACGGAGAGCAGUGGCUUGCAGAGCUGGCCGCAGAGGAAGAGAAGGCAAGAGAAGAGCAGAUGAAAGGCUUCAAAUCCAGCUUUACGAGUUUCUUCGGAAAUACUGAAGGCGAGAAGAAAUGA